Molecule: messenger RNA, 1740 nt
Organism: Physeter macrocephalus (sperm whale)
Lineage: Eukaryota; Metazoa; Chordata; Mammalia; Artiodactyla; Physeteridae
Gene: CCDC57
Product: coiled-coil domain containing 57
Exons: 9
Coding region: 1-1686 (561 amino acids)
Biological process (GO): microtubule nucleation; centriole replication; cilium assembly
Cellular component (GO): centriole; spindle microtubule; centriolar satellite
Source: RefSeq, a predicted model, not a curated record
AUGGUGGGCUGCUAUGAUGCCAUCUGCCUCCGGAAGAUGAAGCCAGGAUGGGCCCUGAGGACCCCAGGCCAGUGUUGGAAACUGCUGCUGGAGCCUGAUGAGGUGAGGGUGGUGAGACUCCAAGAUGCACCCCAGAAGCAGGACCUGCACCGGUGGAGGCUGAGCAUUCUGGAAUCCUCUCCUCCAGGGCAGAAUGAAGAGCUGGUCCCUGCGGACUCAGCCCUGCUCAAGAGGGGAUUCACCAUCCUCUCUUAUUCACCCUGGACCAAGAGGGAGGCAGAGGAGGGGGACUCGGCCUCUAGGCCACAGUCCUCCACCCAAGGAUGGGAUCCUGGCACCAUGUCAUGUCAUGAAAUCGUGAUUGUCAUUGAGUCUGUUUUAAUUCUGCUUCUGUUUUACCAGCAGCCGUGCGGGUCUCCCUUUUCCUGGGCCUUGGUUCCUGGUCUGAGCUUAGUGGUGUCUCUGAGUCGUGGCUGUUCCAGCACCAAAGUUUGGAAAUACAGGAAGGAAAAAACUCCAGGAACUCACUGUGGAUCAUUCUUCGAUUCCCAAGGAGGAGCUGUGCCGGUCAAUGAUCCAUCCACAGGACUGGCGUUCAGGAGGCUUGGAGACAGGGCACAUCUCCUGAGCUUCCUGGUGGCACAGCUCAGACAGAAGGUGCUGCGGGAACCCCUGGACAUGGACACCAUCCAGCGAGAGCUUCCCCACGAGCUGGACCAGGUGCACCUGGAGGUUUUGCAGCUGUGGAAGCAGGUGACUGAGAUUGAGAAGCAUCUCAGGUCAGCCCGGAAGGAAGGCAGGGGUGCUUCAGGCAGGCAGCAACCGCACACCUCAGACCCCGAGGCUGUCAGGGGAGAGGGCCCGGCACGUGGAGGACCCACAGGGACCGAGGACGAGGAGGCACAGCCCUCUCAGGCCCUGUCUGUGCCCCGACUCCAGAGGAAGCUCAAGGAGGCAGCCAGGAAAAUCCUGCGGCUGCGCCUGGAGAAGGAGCAGCUCCUGGAGCUGGGGAACCGGCUGCGUGCAGAGCUGGGCCACCUCACUGGGAAGCUGCCUCAUCACCCCCUUCCUACUCCUGAGGCCCAGGGCUCAGGUGAGGCACCUGAUGUAUGCUUGGGACCGUUGCAACCCCGUCUCACAACUCAGGACUCUAAGAAUGCCAAGAAAGAAUGUUUCUCCGAACGCUCAGGAAAGAGCCAAGCCCGCUUGGCACAGACAGUCUGCAGGAGGGAUGCUGAGCCAGGCUGCACAGCGGGGCCGGGGCUGAGGCAACACAGAAUCUCCACAGUGACUUGCAGAUCAGCUCCUCAGAAAGAAAACCAGUCCCCAAAGCCACGCCUGGCUCAAGAAUUCCAGGAGGAAAAUGGCCACCACACCCAAAGGUCCUCAUCACUUGCCAGCAGUUCCCUCCAGGACACAUGGAAGUUACUGGACCUGGGAUCCAGCCCUUCUGGCCUCACCUCCCAGGACGACUCGCCUCCAGAGCACCCAGCACCUCCAGCAGCCUACAGCCUCCAACACCCCGAGGGGAGCCCCGUGGCGCCAUGGGCAGCCUUUGCCGUUGAAGGGAUGAAGAUGGAAGCCCAAGCAAGGGGCAAGCCUGCCAGACCCCCCAGGGCUCAUCCUGCAAAACCUAAAGGCUGCCAGCGGCCCCCCAAGAUUCGUAACUACAACUCCAAGGACUGACCUCCUCGAACCGCCCCUCCCCCCUCCUCCUCCCCACCCCUCCCCCUCACCUCA